CAUUUAUAAUGUAUAACUUUAUUUUAUUUUUGUAAAUAAAAUAAUUUUAUGAAAAAUAUAUUAUUUUAUUAAAUAAAUCUAUGAUAAAAUGAAAACAGAGUAAAAUUAAAGAAGGUUUAAUUUUGAAAUAAGAAAUCGAAUAGGGUGGGAAAUGAUUAAAAAUAGCAUAUCCAAGUAUAUACAAACCGGUUAAGUGGCUCAAUAUCAAUUUCACAGUUGGUUCCCUGAUAAUUGGUUUGGUUCGGUUCGGUUUAGUUAAUUUGAUUUGGUUUAGUAAAAGUGGAGAUUGGGUCGGUAUUUGCUGUUAGAACGUUCACGAAAAAUCUCACAGCUCUCUCUGUAGAAAUCGCGCCGACUCUCUCUCUCUCUCUCUCUCUCUACACUCCAUCCAUCGAGCAAAGAAAGAGUUCUCAGCUGAGAGAGAUGCAAGCUAUCUCGAAAGUUUCUUCUGCAGCCUCCUUGUUUCGAUGUUCUACGAAGCUAACAAGUCAGCCAUGUAUGAGCCAGCUUAGCCUCAGAAAAGGACUUGCCUCUGGUGUGAUUAAGUUGUUCUCUUCGCCUCUCAAGACUCUGUGCGAUGCUGGAAGAUCUGUCCACGUGUCAAGAUUCUGCAGUACCUCUAAUAUCUCUUCCUCAUUGCAAAUUGAACUGGUGCCAUGUCUCGCCGACAACUACGCUUAUAUAUUGCACGACGAGGAGACUGGUACAGUUGGUGUGGUUGACCCUUCUGAAGCUGUUCCCGUUAUGAAUGCCUUAAAGCAGAAUGGUCAAAACUUAACAUAUAUACUGAAUACACAUCACCAUUAUGAUCACACUGGUGGGAACUUGGAAUUAAAAGACAAGUAUGGUGCAAAGGUGGUCGGCUCAGCUGUAGAUAGUAAACGGAUUCCUGGAAUUGAUAUAGCUCUGAAAGAUGGUGAUAAGUGGGAGUUCGCUGGCCAUGAAGUCCAUGUUAUGGAAACUCCUGGCCACACAAUAGGCCAUAUUAGUUUCUACUUUCCAGGGGCACGAGCAGUUUUCACUGGGGACACCUUAUUUAGCUUAUCGUGUGGUAAGCUCUUCGAAGGUACUCCAGAGCAGAUGCUAGCUUCGCUCCAGAGGAUAGUUGCUUUGCCAGAUGACACAAGCAUAUAUUGUGGCCAUGAAUACACACUGAGUAACUCCAAGUUUGCGUUAUCUAUAGAACCAACUAACGAGGUACUCCAGUCUUACGCAGCCUACGUUGCAGAGCUCCGUGGCAAGAAGUUACCUACGAUUCCAACGACGGUGAAAAUGGAGAAAGCGUGCAACCCGUUUCUCCGCACUGGGAACAUGGAUAUUCGCCGGGUUCUAGGUGUACCAGAGACUGCAGAUGAAGCAGAAGCUCUGGGCGUUAUAAGAAGAGCAAAGGACAAUUUUAAAGCUUAAGCUAAAUCAUUAGAUAAUGUUUUGCUAUGUACAGAUCAUGAAUCGUUUGGUUUAAUAAUGUUUUCAUUGUCCUUACAACGUGCAAUGUACUUAAAAAGUUAAGUUGUUUGAAUCAGACAAGUUUUACAUGUUCAUGAGAACUGAUUGUUACCAACACAGUUUUACAUAAAUAAAGUCACAGAGUACA
This is a messenger RNA of Brassica rapa (field mustard), 1594 nucleotides long. Its product is annotated as probable hydroxyacylglutathione hydrolase 2, chloroplastic. NCBI's taxonomy places the organism in Eukaryota, Viridiplantae, Streptophyta, Magnoliopsida, Brassicales, Brassicaceae. Gene Ontology annotation, molecular function: hydroxyacylglutathione hydrolase activity. The record is from RefSeq and is a predicted model, not a curated record.